UGAUCAAAUCCCUCUUAUAAAGGAUAGAACUAAGUUUGGAAAUAAAUUUACAUUUGUGUGCCUAAUUAAUGAUACGUAUAAAUUUAUACUUGAUGAUAUUAAAGAAAAGGGACUAAUUUUUCACUUGAUCAAAAUCUCUCUAUCAUUGUUUUGAUAUGACCUGCCAGUCCCUUCUUCACAGGUAAGCAAGAGAGAAAAGCAAAAAUGGUGUCCGGUUCAGGAAUCUCCGCAAGGAGGAUAGUGGUUGAUGCUCGUCACCAUAUGCUUGGUAGGCUCUCAUCAAUUUUGGCUAAGGAACUGCUUAAUGGACAGAGAGUUGUUGUUGUUAGGUGUGAAGAGAUUUGUCUUUCUGGUGGACUUGUUCAUCAGAAAAUGAAGUAUCUUAGGUUCCUUCGUAAGAGGAUGAAUACUAAGCCUUCUCAUGGACCUAUUCACUUCCGUGCUCCCUCUAAGAUCCUCUGGAGGACCAUCCGUGGGAUGAUUCCCCACAAAACUAAGCGUGGAGCAGCUGUUCUUGCCCGCUUGAAGGUUUACGAGGGUGUUCCACCUCCAUAUGACAAAAUCAAGAGGAUGGUCAUCCCUGAUGCUCUCAAGGUGUUGAGACUCCAAGCAGGACAUAAAUACUGUCUCUUGGGUAAGCUUUCAUCAGAGGUUGGAUGGAACCAUUAUGACACUAUCAAGGAGCUUGAGAACAAGAGAAAGGACAGAGCCCAGGUAGCAUACGGGAGGAGAAAGCAGUUGGCCAAACUCAGGGUUAAGGCCGAGAAGGCUGCUGAGGAGACGCUCGGUCCUCAACUUGCAGUUAUUGAACCUAUCAAGUAUUAGAGUGUAAACGUAGUUUUUUUAUCGAAGGUGAAAUUUUGCUUGAGAUUGAGAUUUCAA
Molecule: messenger RNA, 882 nt
Organism: Solanum stenotomum
Lineage: Eukaryota; Viridiplantae; Streptophyta; Magnoliopsida; Solanales; Solanaceae
Product: 60S ribosomal protein L13a-4-like
Exons: 1
Coding region: 205-825 (206 amino acids)
Biological process (GO): translation; negative regulation of translation
Cellular component (GO): ribosome; cytosolic large ribosomal subunit
Molecular function (GO): structural constituent of ribosome; mRNA binding
Source: RefSeq, a predicted model, not a curated record